Pedinophyceae sp. YPF-701 is the source of this 1287-nucleotide messenger RNA. The record is from the annotation of a GenBank genome assembly. NCBI's taxonomy places the organism in Eukaryota, Viridiplantae, Chlorophyta, Pedinophyceae.
AUGCCAGCGCGACCAGGGCAGGCGACAGCCCCGAGCGUCGACCGGAGGGCGGGACAGGGUUCCUGGCUCGGGCCGUGCUCGAUCGUGCUCCUCAUCACGCAAAAUGCCGCGCACGCCAUUCUUCUGCGGGCGUCGCGCGUGGUGGACGGCCCGCUCUACCACGGCUCCGUCGCGAUCGUCAUCGCGGAGGGCAUCAAGCUGCUGCUGAGCAUCGCGGCCGUCGCGCUGGAGCACCGCACCUGGGCGCGCACCCACCCUCCAGGCGGCCGUGCGCGUUUCGACCCGGAGCGCGGAGACGCCCAGCCGGUCGCGCUCGGCGGGUCCGAAAGACACCGCGGAGAUCCAGCGGACAGGGUGGGCGUGGACAAGGCAGGGCCGGGCUCGAGCCUCCACAGCAACACGGACAUGAACGACGACGACGACGACGACGGGUCGCGCGUGGUCGGUCCGCGGAGCCGGCGCCCUCCGACGGUGGCCGAGGUGAUGCGUUCGUCGACGCCGAUGGCGAUCCCGGCGCUGUGCUUCACGCUCCAGGCGGUGCUGUACAUCAUCGGGGCCACGCACCUCUCCGCGCUCAUCUUCCAGGUGUCGCAGCAGCUGAAGAUCAUCACGACGGCGCUCUUCUCGGUGCUGAUCAUGAGGAUCCGGCUCAACGCGGUGCAGUGGCUGAGCCUCCCCACGCUGGCCGUGGGCGUGGUGAUGUCGUCGAUGCAGCGGGCCAGCCCCGGCGCGGCCGCGCCGGGGUCGGCGGGCUCGCUGGUCACGGGUCUCACCGCGAACACCGCGGCGUGCGUGCUGUCGGGGUUCGCGUCCGUCUACACCGAGAAGUUCCUCAAGCAGCCGGGCACCGUCGUCGGCGACCGGCUGUGGGCGCGCAACGCGCAGCUGUCCUUCUACGGGAUGGUCUUCGGGGUCGCGUACGCGCUGGCGUUCGACAACCGGGCGAUCGUGGACGGCGGGGUGAUGCAGGGGUUCGGGGGGCACGCGUGGUCGAUCGUGGCCAUGCAGGCGCUGUCGGGGUUCGCGGUGGCGCUGGUGAUCAAGUACGCGGACAACAUCAUCAAGACCUUCGCGACGGCGUUCUCGUCGCUCCUCACGGCGGGCCUGGCGUACGCGCUCUUCGGGGACGUGCCGUCGGAGGUCGCCGUGGGCGGGGCGGGCUUCAUUUUCCUGUCGAUAGGCAUGUACAACGGCGGGGUCUCGCGAGCCCUGAAGCACGCCAUGAAGCGCGUCAGGUUGCGAAGGAAGGGGCUGCCCACGACGACGGGCGCAGCUGGUCGCAAGUGA